This is a messenger RNA of Symbiodinium sp. CCMP2456, 360 nucleotides long. Lineage: Eukaryota; Dinophyceae; Suessiales; Symbiodiniaceae. The record is from the annotation of a GenBank genome assembly.
AUGGCUUCAGCUUGUGCGAGCCAUGACGCGCUGACCGGGUACACACCUGCAGCCCACGACCUCGCGUUUCUGGACGCAAGCCACAGAGCUCCGGCCGUUCGUGGACUGCUGUACAAGGACCGCGAGAGGCCGCAGCGAGACAAUGCUCACGUGCACUGGGAUGAGCAGUGCAUCGCAGAGCACGACAAGGAGCGGGGUACUCGCCAAAAGAUCGACGAGCCUGACACUCCUUUCAUUCGCAGCCCUGAAUCUUCGAGUGACGAGGAGGAGGAGGCUUUCGCACCUUCGACGUCGACCUCCUCCAAACGACAUGAAGAGCUCGACGAUGAGACGAGGAUCGCCACGUCGCCAACUUCGAUG